AUUACAGUAUGGAGUAACCACGAUUGGGUACGGAUAAGGUCUUACGGAUAUAGCUAGUAAUACUAUUCAUGGGUUAGUAGGGUGGGUAUUUUGAAAAUUGGACCCGCGCCAUGAUGAGCGACAGCGACAGCGAGAUCGACGGCAUGCUAAAUGCCCUGGGCCUCCCGCCUUCCCAACGUAGCGUUGGAUCGCCUUCGGCGUCACAACCAGGAAGCAGCGGUCGUCGACGGCCUAUAGCUGCAAAUACUCCACUCCAACAACAAUCCAUGCCAGACACGUCCGUCGUCGACCUAUCCGAAACGUCGCCGGUCCUGAAGAGGUCUAAAGUGCGACAACGAUCAAGUCCGGUCCAUGUGCCCUCCAUCAUCUCGUCCUCAUCCGUCCAAUCCAGCGAUGUGAUCGAACUGGCAAGUGACAGCGAACCUGACACCUUUCGACACCACGGAUCCAUCGACCCUUUGAUCACAAACCCUGUCGACGUGUCCAUCAUCAGUAUCAAUACAAAUUCCGACGAGGAAGACUCUCCCGACAAUGAGCGGGAUGUCCAUGACGAUGCUAACGACGACGACGAUAUGCUGCCUUACGAAGACGAGAAUUACUUCGAGUCGAUGCAUCAAGCGACUCUCACGUACAGUCCAACGUCAGAAGCUCCGAUCGUGACCCCAGUCGCCACAGCAACAAUGCCGCUUGUUGACCCGCCACCGCUUGCAUCCACAGAGCCGCCCAUGGUUCGACCGCCGCCACCAACCACCCGACCCACGACCAAGUCGUCCCGCGCUUCAAAGCAUCCAAAGUCCACGCUCAAUGUCGCAUUAGAAGCGUCGUGGAGCGAGUCGGACGUAGCGAUCAAGUUCAAGGAAGCCUUGGCUGCCCACACCCCGAAACCCAUCCCCGUCCUCCCAUCCAUCCACUGCCACGUGUCGUGCGCGUUGCUGUGGGAGCAUUCCACUGCGUUCGACGCAGCACUCAACCGGCCCGUGCUAACGCGAGUGCCCAUGGCGUGUCGGGUCUUUGCGGCGCUGGACUUUCUGGCGGCCAUGGACGCCCGCUACGCGCCCAUUUACGACGUGAUCGCUGGCCUUCGGGCCCACCUGCAUGAUCCGACAGCGCGGAUCUUCCUCGUCGUGGAAGGCAUGGACAAGGCGCUGAUUGCUGAGCAACGCAAGCAACGCGCGGUACGCCGUCGCAUUUAGAAAUCGAAAGCACGAACGACGCUGUGAAUGUGUAGACGACGGUCACGUUUGCCCAUGUGCAACAAGCGUGCGUGCAGUUGUUUGUGAACUCGUUCUGCCACAUCAAGGUAAGUAACGUGAAUACUUGACAAUGCUCUGAAACGGUGUCGCAGUUCACCACCGACGGCGACGACACGGCCCAGUACUUGUACUCGUUGACCAGGGAGGUCGCACUGCUGCCACAAAUGUACGUACGUACGUACGUACGUGUGCCACGUGGUUGGCGAAUGUGACACCGUUUGGCUAAUCAAAAUCAUCUGGGGCAGGGAACCGGUGGACUUUUUGACGCAUGUUGGUCGGCUCACGUCCCUUCGCGCGACCCCGAAUGGAGGUACAUAACGCCCUGAAGGAAGAUGUCAGGCAUUGAAAGCAUGGGGUCGUAGAUACGACCAACGAGCUGACAAACACGUGGCUACGCAUGCUGCAAAUGGUACUGGCGGCGCCGGCACAUGUAGUGGUGGACGGACCUUAUGAUCCCUGACGUAGAUCCCUGGCAUGAGCGAAGGGCGAGCCCAACGAGUCGUGGGGUUCUAUCCUACGAUGCAAUCGCUCAUGACUGUGUAUCAUAACCCAGCCAUCCCAGUCGAGGCCAAGGAAGUGCUGCUCGCGGUAUGAUCAACGGCAUCAACCAUACCUCAUGCGUCCGCUGUGUAUACCUUUCCAGGAGAAGCUCAAUGCAAACUCGAUCGAAAUUGUCCUCUCCAAACGCAUCCACGCCGUGUUCACGUGCACAGACCCCAGCCGCGUUGUGUAAUACAUUCCUCCUCUCGAAAGUUCUCGAAGUCGAAGCAGUGUGUCGACAACGGCGCGCGGGAAGAACACACGGGCCAAUUGCCACCCCAAGGCAUGAAGUCUUGAGUUCUCAUCUCUCCUCCCGUCCAUGGAUUGACUUCGCCCUCAACUGCAUGAACCUGCCUCCAUCGACCUCCGGCCGCCGGCUUUCUCCUGCUUCUUGCCCGGCCAUGUAGUGUGCGCAAGAUAAGGACCCGUUCAUAAUAAGUUUCAUGUACCCAAUACAUUUAUCAAGUAUAGCUUGUCCUAACUAAUUUGAGC
Molecule: messenger RNA, 2285 nt
Organism: Aphanomyces astaci
Lineage: Eukaryota; Oomycota; Saprolegniomycetes; Saprolegniales; Verrucalvaceae
Exons: 4
Coding region: 111-1193 (360 amino acids)
Biological process (GO): mitotic intra-S DNA damage checkpoint signaling; resolution of meiotic recombination intermediates; replication fork processing
Cellular component (GO): nucleus; Holliday junction resolvase complex
Source: RefSeq, a predicted model, not a curated record